UUUGGUUUUCCUCGUUUGAUCCUUUCCAAGAUGUUAUAAUCUUGUCCUUAAUUUCAAUGCUCUCUCCUAUAAUAUUCAAAACCAUCAUGUAUAUAAGUGCAAAAGUUAUUGCCUCUCUUUCACAUCAACUUUAUUGAUGCUUUCUUUUCCUUAUGUGAAGCAGUGUUCGUUGCAUCGUGCACACUCUUGGUGAAGAUGGUUAAAAGUAGCCAAAGUUUCACUUUUUCUGUGACCCUCUUGUUUCUGAUUAUCUGUGGAAACACCCAUGGAACAGACACUGACAUAUUCUGCUUGAAAAGCAUCAAAGAUUCCUUACAAGACCCUCACAAGCAUCUCCAAUCAUGGAACUUCAGCAGCAAAACUGAAGGCUUUAUCUGCAACUUCAAUGGUGUUGAAUGUUGGCACCCUGAUGAGAACAGGGUCUUGAAUCUCAAACUCUCACACAUGAGUCUGAGUGGUGUUUUACCUCCAGGCAUUGAAAACUGCACAAGCUUAACAGGAUUAGACUUUUCAGGUAACAAUCUCAGUGGAAGCAUUCCAGAAAACAUUGCCACUCUUCUACCAUUUGUGACAUCUCUUGAUCUGUCUUCAAAUCAGUUUUCUGGACCUAUUCCUUUGAGUCUUGCAAAUUGCACCUACAUCAACACCAUUAAACUUGAUCAGAAUCAUCUCAGUGGUGAAAUUCCUCAGGAACUGGCCCUUCUGCCACGCCUCAAGAUUUUUACUGUUUCCAACAAUUCUUUGACUGGGCCUGUUCCGAACUUUACCGAUGGUCGUGUUGUGGUCAAUUAUUCAAACAAUGAAGGGUUGUGUGGACCUUCGUUGAAGCCUUGCCCCAACAAUUGAAACUGCUCAUUCAAGAUAAAUCCAUAUAUUUACAUGUUCAAAACUUGUUCUUCAAAAAGUUGUCAAGAAAUUUCUUCAAACAUACCUCUGAGUAUGUGUAAGAUGGAGAAAUAAGAAUAUACAGAAAUAAUGUUUUGACAAAUUUUUCUUUUUUUGACCUGCUAUCUAAACUCCUCUAUAAUAGAAUGUUGUUUUUGUUUCAUAA
Molecule: messenger RNA, 1051 nt
Organism: Vigna unguiculata (cowpea)
Lineage: Eukaryota; Viridiplantae; Streptophyta; Magnoliopsida; Fabales; Fabaceae
Product: probably inactive leucine-rich repeat receptor-like protein kinase At5g48380
Molecular function (GO): protein binding
Source: RefSeq, a predicted model, not a curated record